Messenger RNA from Aphidius gifuensis, 622 nucleotides. Its product is annotated as insecticyanin-A-like. The record is from RefSeq and is a predicted model, not a curated record. Bases 25 to 582 code for a protein of 185 amino acids. Lineage: Eukaryota; Metazoa; Arthropoda; Insecta; Hymenoptera; Braconidae. The transcript has 4 exons.
ACGAUUAAUUUUUUUUUUUUAAUCAUGUUUUUUAUUUUAUUAACUUUUUUCGUCACCAAUUCACUUGGACAAAUAAUAAUUUCUGAAUAUCCUAAUUAUACGUCGAUUUCAGACUUUCAAACAUCAAAAUUUACUGGAAUUUGGUAUGACAUUUGGUACAUUCCAAAUCGUUACGAUGCUGGUCAAAAAUGUCAAUUUUAUAAAGCAACAAGUUAUCAAAAUGACUCACUAAACAUGGAUUUUAGUUUUACAAAUAUCAAAACUGGAAUCAAAAAAAAUUUAGUUGGUUUAGCAAUUCCAAAAAAAAGUUGUUCAUCUGUAUUUGAUUUUUAUUUGCCAAAAAAUAAAUAUUCGGGUACACUGACGGUAUUGGAUACGGAUUACAGUAAUUACUGUGUGGUAUCAUGGGUUGAACCUCGUGAAGAUCAUUCAAGCUACUGGCAAUAUGCAUGGAUUGAGUCAAGAAAACCAACACUAUCGAAUGAAUUAUAUAAGUAUUGCCUUGAAGUCUUGAAAAAAAAUAAUAUUUCAACAAAAUUGGAAGCCAAUGAUCAACAAAAUUGUUGUUACUCGAAUUAUUAAUAAAUUGUUUUUUAACAAAAUAAACAUUUUCUAUGUGUAA